Messenger RNA from Seriola aureovittata, 5470 nucleotides. It is a transcript of the gene ankdd1a, whose product is annotated as ankyrin repeat and death domain containing 1A. NCBI's taxonomy places the organism in Eukaryota, Metazoa, Chordata, Actinopteri, Carangiformes, Carangidae. The record is from RefSeq and is a predicted model, not a curated record. Gene Ontology annotation, molecular function: protein binding. Gene Ontology annotation, cellular component: ciliary inversin compartment. Gene Ontology annotation, biological process: protein localization to ciliary inversin compartment; signal transduction. The transcript is spliced from 15 exons. Bases 139 to 1665 code for a protein of 508 amino acids.
GUUUCAUGUUUUACUGCUGCGACUUGACGGUUGUAACUGUUCAGUGUAGCGUCCAGCCUCCUGUCAGCAGCUGGGGAACAGCCUAACAGCACGAUGAGAGAGGACAGACCGGAGAAAAGCCGUUAACACACCGCAAAGAUGGAGGACGACCUGGCGUCAGAGGAUGAUAUCUUGCUGUGGUCAGAGAAGGAGUUCCACGAUGCUGCAAAGAGGAACGACACAGGGAAAAUGCAGGAACUGAUCAAGAAGGGUGUGGACGUCAAGGCCAAAAAUAAAAUAGACAGGAAGGCUCUGCACUGGGCGGCAGGAGCAGGGAAUGAACAGGCUCUUCGUCUCCUCCUGGACCACGACACUGAAGUUGAUGAGGCGGACAUUUUUGGCAUGAACGCUCUGCUGCUGGCCUCCUGGUUUGGUCACCUGAAGAUCCUGCAGAUCCUGGUGUCCUGUGGAGCAAAGCUCAGCUGUGUGAACAAGGAUGGUCUGACUAUGCUGCACUGUGCUGCUCAGCGAGGCCACAUCAGAGUGUUGGAGUUCAUCAUGGAGGACCUGGAGGACAUCUGUCUGGACAGAGAGGACAAGGCAGGGAAGACAGCUCUUCACCUGGCGGCUGAACAUGGACAACUGGAGGUGGUGGAGUUUCUGAUUGGAAUGGGUUGCACACAUGGAUUAAAGGACAAGGAGGAGAACACGGCCAUGCAUCUAACAGCGAAGUGCGGCCACACAGAGGUCCUGCAGAAGAUCGUGGAGACCGGACUAGAUGUGGAUGAGAGGAACAUAGAUGGUCUCACAGCUUUGCACCUGGCAGCUGAUGGAGGUCACUAUGACUGUGUCAAGUUGCUGCUGGAGUCCGGCUGUAAUGUCAACGCACAGACGAAUAGGAACAUGAACGCUCUGCACUACGCUGCCCAGCACGGCUUUGACAAAGAGGCCAGUUUACUCCUGGAGGCAGGAAUCAGCAUCGAUGCUGUCGACAAUCAACACACCACAGCACUCCAUGUGGCGGUGUUCAGCAGCCACACUGAGGUUGUGCGGCUGCUCAUAGAUGCUGACUGUGACCUGGACGUCACUGACUGUAGACAGCAGACGGCUCUACACAUCGCAGCAGAGCAUGGCUGGCAGGACCUGGCUGAGAUGAUGUUGAUUUCAGGAGUUAACCUCAACAUGGCUGACAAGCAGGGGAAAACAUGUCUGGAGGUGGCAGCCAGAGGAAACCACGUCAUCCUGGUCGACAUGAUCAUCAAAGCCGACCGCUUCUAUAAAUGGGAGAAGGAUCACAUGAGCAGUGAGCAGGACUCCUGGGUGGGGAGGCCGCUGAGCUUCAGGCAGGACCACCAGCCGGAGACACAGCACCUCCGCUCAGUCCUGUGGAGCCUGGCCACCAAGCACCUCUGCCGCGGGGAGUGGAAGAUUCUGGCACAACACUGGGACUUCAGUGACGCUCAUAUACGAGCUAUAGAACAACAGUGGACAGGUAUGAAAAGCUUCAAAGAGCAUGGUCACCGCAUGCUGCUCAUCUGGCUUCAUGGAGUCGUGGUGGCGGGGGAGAACCCCAUCAAAGGCCUGUACGAGGGGCUGGUGGAGAUCUCCCGCACAGACCUGGCAGAGUGUGUCCGGCAGAAGGCGAACGCAGAGAGCAGCUCUCCUAAGAUGUGCUCUGCGAUGUGAUCUGUGUCACUCUGAGUGACUGUGAAGGUUUCACUUCACCCCUGAACUCUGUUUAACUAUAAAUGACCUGAGCUGAGCCAAUCACAACACUUUGUAUAAUUUAUGGCAUGUUUAUAUUCACAUUUUUAAUCUGUUCUGACUCUGGUUGAGAGGAUUUAUUCUAUGUUAGGGUGAGGGGACAAUAAGAUGGUUUUAAUGUAAAAUAACAGUUCUUUUUGUUGUUUUUUUAAUGCAUGUGGUGAACAGCUGCUGACACUAUUCAUACUGUAUAUACUGCUUUAUCUCUGUACACAAAGGGCUGUAAACACACAACACAUUUCAGAUUAUUAUAAGGAUUUAUCAUCCAGCCUCAUAUAAUGUAAAGGAUCCACCAUAAAACCCAUCAUUUAAUAAGGAAUGUCACCUGGUAUUAGGUUUGGGCCGAUAUUCAAUAAUAUUGCAAUAUUUCCCACCAAUGCAAUAUUUUUCAUCAUAUCAAUUUUUUGCUGUAACAUAAUAUAUGAUUUAAUAUAUUAUUAAAAAAAAACAAUUGAAACAUAAAAUAUAACCCCUGUGAUAAUAUCGUAUAUCAGGAUUUUUGGGUUAGACUGCAUUGAGAUAUUAAAUUUUGGAUAUCAACCCUACCUGGUAUCAUGUGGGACUUGGAUCCUGAUCCACAAAAUAUUUACUAUAUACUGUAUUUCUUUAUCAAAAACUAUAUCUAGCAGCUACAUAGAAAUCCAAACUCCCCCCACCACAUGCUUUCUCCUGAAAACAUAAAGCUAAAGCUCUCCUUCCUUAAAGUUCCCCUCCAGACAUGUUUCAAACUCUGUAAAAGUAUUCUAUGCUAAUACUAAUCAGCUGUGAUUCAUAUUUAGUUGAUCAUGGUUUUCCCGAACAAACAGUCUCAUCUCUUACAUCCUGAGUGAGAAAUGUGGAUCAGGCCUUGAGCCCCGCCCACCACCUGCUGGCUCCAGGUGGACAGGUGAAAGAGCAGAGAGCAUCAAGAUGGUUAGAGGAGGAAACAUCAGAGAGACUCAGCCACAUGUUUGAGCCUCAGUCAGACCCAGACUCAGAUGAGGAGUCUGAGACCAGAACCAGAGACUAGCAGACGGAUCAGAACACUUAGCGUAGUUAGCAUCUUUUAUCUGUUUAUGUUGUUUGUUAGCUUGUAACUGGCAGUGGCUGACACAGUGUCAGUGGUUCUGCUAAUGCUAACUGUCUCUCUGUACUGACAAGGUUUCAGGCUUAUUUAGACCCGCCCCCAAUCCCCACCAGUUGACAGGAUUGGUUCCUUAGGUGUUGAUGAUCAUUUCUCAUCAUAUGUCUAUUAUAUAAAAACAUCAUAUGGGAGUUUGGCUCCAAAAGAAACUCAGAAAGAAGUUGUUAUGCUUAAUAUGGAAGCAAACAGCUGCCUGCUUACACAUCAGCAGACACUGAUGAGCAUGUGACACUGAAGUGCAUUCAGACUGAAUGAGAAGCAGGUUUUGUCCUCGUAUUAUUUGCAGGAGCUGGAGCCUGAUCAGAGAGCCUGGAGGCAGACUCGAGACUAAGCCAGUGUUUUAGUUUCAUGGUCCAGUCCAAAGUUCACAUGUAACAAAAAUGUGAAGAAAGAACAACUAAACUGAAUUUAUUCUUACACAGCAAAAUUCACAUCAGCUUAAAGAUUAUGGAUCAUGGACAUCUAAUGAACAAACAGAGCAGAAGUAUCAUGGUUAGGGCUCCUCGAUUUUAACCAUAGGCCGAUGUCCAAUCAUUACCCUGUGAAAGCCGAUAUGAUCGUUAUGAUACCCCAUGAGCGAGAGAGAGAGGAGUGACCACAACUCUCUCUCUCUCUCUCUCUCUCUCUCUCUCAUGGAUACCCUGCAUGUUGACUGCAGCAUCUGUUACAAGGCAUUUUACCUUGUUCCUCUCCACCAUGAGGUUAGUUUCACCUGAGCCGUGUGGCUUCUGAGUGGCUGCUGGGAAGAUUUUCACUCAGGUGAGGUGUUAAAGGUGCUGACCAAAAACAAGAGGGUUGUAGAUGUCAAAAGAGAUAGACUGAGCACAUGAGCAGCUUAUAUUGCCUUUAAGGUCCAAAUGAUCUACAUUCAGCCAGUUACCUGCUCAGGUUGGCCAGCCUCCUGACAAGGGGAGGAGCAUCACAACUUCCAACAAAAGUAGUUGUAAGUACGUGUGUGAUUUUAUGCGACUUAACAUGAUGCCUGCUGGACUUAAAGCAGUGCAUUCUGGUUAGAAAGUUUGUCCGACUUUUGCUGCAGAACAUCAUCAUGUCACAUGACAUUAAAACCUCACAGGAGCAAGGCACCUUCACUUUUCUGAGGCAGGUUCUGCAGUUUCUCACCUGUGUGAUGACUGAGCUUUGUCCUGAUUGGCUGAAGGCUUCACUGACACACAUGACAUGUUUUAUGUAUUUAUUCUAAGAACUUCAGUUCCUCUUUUACUGUUCCUUCAGUUUAUUUGAGCUCCUCCUUCUGAAAGCUCAGUUUUUACAUAUGGACACCAACACUAUAGUUUUCAUUUCCAGUUUGUUAUUAUGAAAGCAUUCUUACAGGUCAAGAUUUAUUCUUUAGAUUUCUCUUCACCUCCUGGCAAAAUGGUGGCCCUUGUUUUUUAUUGUCAAGUCUGUGGUUCUCAAUGAAUAAAUAUUUUUACUUUUUAUUUAUUUACCAUCAAAUACUUUGGGCUCCAUAAUAAACACUGAAAGAUCUGUGGAUGCUGCUGAUGCCUUUAAAAAGCAGCUCAAGGUCCAGAGGUGCAGACUUCACUUCUCCUGUUUUAUUCAUCUGUUGAUGUGAAGUACUUUGCCCUCGAAUGGUGCUAUUAAAAAAAACUUGAUUCACUCACUUCACCAGGAGAGUGACGACACCAGCCACACACUGCAGCAGCUCUCACACACAUCAAUACUCUGUAGAUAUCAUCAUAUCACCACAUGGAAAUGUACUGGUAAAGCUGCCACCAUUUUUGGGCAGAACUCGAACAAUGGCUGUUGUAUUAGCACAGGAAACAUGAGCGGGUCACCCUGGUUACAACAAAUGAUCUAAAGUGCAGUUUUGCUCAGUGUUGACAUGAUCACUCACUAUCAGCUGUUAACAUCCAUUAGCAUUAGUAAUAUACAGUGUUUAACCUACUGUCCCCACUGCAAGCAAUAGACCAUUUACAGGAUGCAGUUUAAUGAUGCAAAAAACACAUGACAUUUCGAGCAAAAAAAAAACUUUUCUAUUUUGAUCUAAACUUUGCUUUAUUGUUUUAUGAUUUACUGGAUAAUUUCACUUCUUCUAAACCUCUUUGGUUGAUGUCAUCAUAACCCAUAAACAUAUGCUGAUGAUGGGUCACAAGUUGCUUUAUUUUGAAGGGUGACAAGCCAAAAGGUUGGGAAGUGCUGUUCUAGAUGACUGGGCAUCCUGCAAUGGUGUGGUAGGAAACAGGAAAUGGUUAAAACUAUGACCAAAAAAAUCCAGCUUAUAUAAAACUGAACUUAAGGAGUUGUGUGUAUAUCUGUAUUUAUGUUUAUGAAUCCACUGAUUCACUAAACUGAGAGUUUGAAAUGGUUUUGAAACACUGCACCAUGUGUUUAAUGUUUUCAUGUAUUCCUCUCGGUUUCACUCUGACCAAAACAAAUUGAAUCACAGUUCUGUUUUUGUUAUAUAUGUACAGUAUUUCCAUUUCUACUUGAAUUUCUUUGUGGAGCCACUCUGUGCAUGUUCAGAGUUUUAAAUCACGUGUGUGUGGUAUAGAUAUAAUCUGUGUUAAAUGUAUAAACUUCUAAUGUAAUUGUGAACUUGACUCAUUCAUGAGAUCAGUAAAAACUAUACUUUGAAAACAA